Messenger RNA from Ceratitis capitata (Mediterranean fruit fly), 2401 nucleotides. RefSeq names its product tetratricopeptide repeat protein 25. The transcript is spliced from 3 exons. Gene Ontology annotation, cellular component: cytoplasm. NCBI's taxonomy places the organism in Eukaryota, Metazoa, Arthropoda, Insecta, Diptera, Tephritidae. Gene Ontology annotation, molecular function: protein binding. The record is from RefSeq and is a predicted model, not a curated record. The coding region runs from base 230 to 1450 and encodes 406 amino acids.
ACAAAAUGAAAAUUGAAAGCGAAGUAUACAAAAUUAUAUGACAUUGUAGUGUCAUCACAUACAAAGCUGUAUGCCAGCUUUCCACAAAGAAAAUGUGCAUAUGUAUAUAUACAAUAAUAUUAUAAACACGAGUACCCUAAUAAUGACAUUGUACUUACUAAUGACCAUGGAUGGCUAAGUUUAUUCAUGAGCCAGUUCAAUUUCAAAAGAGUGGUGUUUAUAAAAAGAUAUGACGAAUAUUUUAAAGAGUAUUUUAGCUGUAGACAAGGAACAAGAGUUACUGCAAAGUUUUAUACGAAUUGAAGUAGCCGCAGACGAAGAGUCAAUAGAUGAGUCCCCUCGAAAAACUAUUAGGGGUCGAUCUACUUCUUUGUCGCGCACUCAUCGAUUAUACAAAGAACGUCGCACAUCUAGUGAAUAUCUAGUUGUUCAAAAUUCAAAGGAAGGUCGGAAGAUAGUAAAGUUCAUUGAUGAAGCAGAAAAGAGUGCAGGUAUUGGGGCGAGUGGUCGUGGAAAUCGUAUAGAAGCAGAGUUACGAGCGGCACGAAGAAAAUCCGAGGAUCAAUUAUCGAAAAAGAAAACCAAGGAGAACUUUGUCGAUUUUUAUACUGAUAAAGACCGAGCAGCUGCUGUUAGUGCGGGUACAUACGAUAUUAAACAAAGUUUACAGAUAAAACAGAAGCAAGAUCGCAAUGAAAUUAUGCAAAUACCGGAUGAGGCCGAUAUUAACUCUAUAAUAGCAUUGGGAUUGAAAGAAAUUAAAAAUGCAAAUCCGGAGAACGCGGUACACUUCUUUUCACAGGCACUUGAGCUAAAUGGCACAGAUAUAAAUGCGUUAGUUUCUCGUAGCAAAUGUUAUCUCUUGCUCGGAGAAUCUUCUAAGGCUUUAAAGGAUGCGGAAACUGCACUUACUGAAGACAAAAAUAAUAUUCGUGCAAUCUUUCAAAAGGCAGAAGCGUUAUACUUUCUUGGUCAAUUUGAGCAGAGCUUAAUGUUUUUCCAUCAAGGAUUGCGUGCACGUCCCGAAUUAUCAUCUUUUCGCCUAGGUGUGCAAAAGACGCAAGAGGCUAUUGAAAACACCAUAGGCACGAGUAAAUGUUCUGCAUAUACCACGACAUCUCUUAAAGAAAAUGAUUUUUCUUCUAAACAUAAAAGCUCUAAACAAUGCCAACGUACGACUCGUCCAAAAUUAUCCGCAACCGAAAUGGAACGAAGGAAUGCUCGAAAAUUAUUAGGUGAAUUAUGUGUUGACAAAGAGUAUUUAGAGAAUUUAUUGCAACACCCCGAUUUGGUGCGCGCUGAUACAAACUCGGAAAGUAUUUCAAGUUACGCAAAAGAGGCUGUCAACUUUCUCAAAAAGAGACAAGAAUUCUGGCGACAACAGCGACCUUGCACAGCACUUCCGAAAUACAAAAGCGUUGCUCAAGAUCCUUUACCAACCUGGUUUUAAAAUAAACUAGGGGGCGAUGACUUGUAAGAAAGAGAACGAUAAGAGACGACCACGGUGCUUUACACCCUAAAGCUUGAAUUAAAAUGAAAAUGCAUUACUUGGUUUUAUUUUUAUUUAUAAUUUCAUCUUGAUUAUGAUACAACAUUUAUAUGUAUACACUAUCGUAUUGUUUGUAAUAACAUUUAUAUAUGUAUAUAAGCAUAGGCUUUCGCAUAAACUAAAUAAUUAUGAUUUACAGGUUCUUAAUAUUCUGCAUAAGACAAGCAAACAUUUUUUAUGCACGAAUAAUAUGUUCAUACUUGUUAUAAAUAACCUAAUAUUUCGGAACUUAUCUAAAUUUUAAUACACAUGUACAAUAUGUGUAUAAUAAGUAAAGAAAUUUACUACUAACAACAAUAAUUUCCUUUCAUGCAUUUUCACAAUAAUAAUGUUUAUAAUUAUUAUAUAUUUUAACAAUAUUAACUCAGACACAAUUGUAUCUUUAUUUUAUUACUGCGAUUCCACUUCAUUCACCCUAGUUACGGUUGGCCCAGUCAAAAAAAAAACAUCAUCAUCACUGUAUUUGUAUAAUCAUGGUUAGUUAGUUGAUCGAUUUGAAUGGCCUGUUAGGUUUCAAAUUUGUAUUCAUAAUUCUUUCCUUAAUUCCCUACCAGCUCAACGGCGACACAAUUCAGAUUACUUAGCAAAUUGUAUUCUUAUUAACCAUUGGGUUAAUAAAUAAUUUAGUGAUCGAUAACGCCAACUGUAAAAGGGUCGGCUGUAUUAUUUUAAUAUUCUUAUUCUGCUUGAAACUAUUGAGCUUUUCUGACUAGUUUUUACCAUCGGCAUAUGGUGUAAAUUAUAUAAGGAACAUAAAUGUGAUUAACCUCAAAUAUGGAUGGUGCUCAAAUAUGAUACUUUAUGGAAUUUCGAUAUUUGACAUACAAUUUCAUUACACAUAUUAUAACCAGA